AUGGACAUCACGACAACCACAACCACAACCGCCGCCGCCGCUGCCGCCCCCGUCGACCCUCCCGAGUUCAUCCUCGACGUCUUCGCCGAUCCCCGCUCCGUCCGCGACGUCGUCCGCGCCAUCCUCCAUACCAUCUUCUUUAACCGCUUCUUCCCCUCCGUCUGCCCCUCCACCCGCGACGUCCUCGACCUCACCCUGCCCUACGUCGACAACGAUGAGCUCGCCACCAUGAUUGAGCAGCGCGCCGCCGCCCUGGAGCGCCAACUCGACGCCGAGCGCUCCUCCUCCGCCGCCUCCGCCUCCAACCCGUCCUCCGCCGCCACUAUGUCCUCGUCGCCCCGCCAUCAGUACACCUCACCCUCCACGGCCACCACCGCCGUCACUUCCUCCUCGGCCAGCGGCGCGCGCGGCCAGAUAUCCGUACGCUUCUUCGAGAAGAGGCGUCGCAAGACAUGGCUCGCCCGUGGCGACGAGGAAGUCUGCUGGGAGUGCUGGACGGUCAAGGUGACGGUCGCCGAGCCGAGGACCGAAUCAGAGCGCGCCAAGGUCCGAAGAGCCAUGGAGCAGACCCUCCUCACCACCGCCAUGAAGAUCGUCACCUUUGCCAACACUCACAAGGACCACAUCCCGCCCAUCACCACCCACGGCGGCAAUCCCUUUCCCUGCAAGAUAAGCAUCGAGCAAAAGGAGAGCACAGGCUGGGCCGCGCGCAUGCGCAUCUACUAA
This is a messenger RNA of Cordyceps fumosorosea ARSEF 2679, 726 nucleotides long. RefSeq names its product DUF1649 domain protein. The record is from RefSeq and is a predicted model, not a curated record. The transcript is spliced from 2 exons. Bases 1 to 726 code for a protein of 241 amino acids. Lineage: Eukaryota; Fungi; Ascomycota; Sordariomycetes; Hypocreales; Cordycipitaceae. Gene Ontology annotation, biological process: autophagosome assembly; autophagy. Gene Ontology annotation, cellular component: phagophore assembly site.